CUCUAUUGUCAUUGCCGGAAUCAUACUGUCUGUCAUAGCCCACUCAAUUAACGCGAUGCUAGUGACUGGUGAUGACUUGAUUGGGAAUCUGAAUUUUUCUUCGUCGCGAUAGAUGUUGAUUUGGUACCGAAUUGACGUAUUCUGAAUCAAAACCAUUGUUCUAGCAGCACUGACGUCAGUGUAGAGCAACCGCGAUUCGUGGAUAUAUUCCCCAGAAACUUGAUACCCCCAUUGUAAGGAGCGAGUUGCCAAAGAUCGCGCGUGUGUUGGGGCCCUCGUCAUCAAUAAGUGUGUCUACAAAAUACCCAGUCGAUUUCUAUAGAAAUCUUGACUAUAGCCGCCAUGACCUCAUCCAGGUUUUCAAUCUGAAAUCGACCCUCCAGGCGAUUGAGUGGUGCCAUGAUGUCUCAUUAUCAUCUCGCCAAUCCUACCAUCCUUCGAAAUCAACGUCCACAAACGAUAAGAUCUUGUGGGGUCACCACAUCCACUUUUUAACCUUUCCUAUCGAAUUAUUUACAUCGGAAAGUUGCAUCGAUGUAUUCCCGCUCCCAUUUCCUCUCGCUUCCACGCGAACUUCGCGACAUGAUAUAUAAGCACUAUGCGGCGAUUCCUGGCGGUUACCUAUACGACUUCGAACGCAGAAAAUUUACUACUAUGGACCACGAGCCUGUCGACCUCGCGCUUGGAUAUACCUGUACUCUCGUGGCACGUGAGAUGUGGCCUAUCCCGCUGAGUUGCAACACCCUAACUUUCACAACGGUUUAUUCAGAAGAGCUCCGCCUGCGCGCUGGGCUUUUUGAUGUCAUCCUCGAAAAGCAGUACUGUUUGCAGAAGGCGAUGCUAAAGAAGGCUGCUUCGCAGGUGACUAAUGAGCUUGAAAACGAAUUCUCCCAGUCAUAUCCAGAGUUUGCGGAAUUUACCAAAGACUGGAAGGCUCUUGACGAUCCAAACGUCAAAAAUUGGAGAAAGCAUUUUUUGCGCGCAAUGUGUUAUUGGGCAGAUGCACGAUCACGUACACGUCAAAUCAACCGCGGCAUUGUGCAAAAGCUUGCAAGUCUCCCCGGGUUCUCUGCCCCACCGUUGUUAGAUAUCCUGGAAGAAUUCAACAUUGAUGCCUUAAAAGAGAUAGUAACCACAGAAUUGAUGUCGUGGCAUAUACCAAGUCGUAGUGAACUCCGUCGCCUGGCGAAUUUACUGGACGAGGACCCCGCCGGAGACGAUCAUCGACGUCCACCUCUACAGCCAUUCAACCGUGAACUUGGACACGACCAGCCAGACGUACACUGGAGGUCUCAGAGAUGGAACCCUGACGAUCUUUCCAAAUGGCGCUUUUCAGCCGCUUCUGCAGCAAUCCACUUCCUGGGUUCACUCUCUUGGUCUCAACGCUCUCACAUCCGCGAGAUAGUACUGGUUGAAGACUACGAGGCAGUGGCAUACCCCCAGUCCCAUGCCCUUGGACUUAUACCGUUUUGCCAAGAAAAUAAACGUCUGCACAUAGAUCGUCGUGUUCAUAUAUGGAAAAAUAUGCUGAUGCAGGAGUCUGCAUGCAACCAGUCGUUGUACGAAAGGGUAAGGUACUCAUCGGAACUGAUCGACUUGAGAUAUGUCGCGAGGAGUUCAUUCUCCCCUUGCCCAACGCCAGAGAGUGCCUCUCAGCCAUUCAGAUGUGUACAGGACCAAGCUUUUAUCCAAAAAUGUUUCAAAGAGGCUGUGAAACGUAACCUUCCUCAGCCUGAUGCGAUUUGCGACAACAUACGCCGGGUACAUAAUUCAACAUUCAUUACAGCUGUUGAGGAAACCACCACAGGCAAAUCCAGUCGAAUUCGUUGCAAUUUCGAUACAGAGAUAGACCCAGGGGAGACAUUUGAUAUCGAGGGGACCAUUGAACGCCAUCGUGGUUAUAGUUUCUCAGAUUGGUACAGGUGUGUGCGCCGCUUGCGCAGAGGCGAAUGCCAGACAGACACUGUUCCGCCUCUACCAUCCUUUAUAGAGAUUCGCAAAGAGAGUACCCUCUGGGAUGAAGAGUACGAAAGGAAGUUGGAAGAACGCAUGCAGAAAAGGAGAGAUCUCCACAACAAGUUCCAGAACAAGCAGUUUGCGGUCGCAAACGAUCCCCUCAAGACUAGCGAGUACGAAGAGCUGGAACUACAAAGACUUGAAGCAGUGCACAACUUCGAGUUGGAGGUGCCCAAAAUUCCCACCGGAUUCAACAAGUUCUGGCUGGAAGAUCCCUGA
Molecule: messenger RNA, 2235 nt
Organism: Periconia digitata
Lineage: Eukaryota; Fungi; Ascomycota; Dothideomycetes; Pleosporales; Periconiaceae
Source: the annotation of a GenBank genome assembly